This is a messenger RNA of Sinocyclocheilus grahami, 2878 nucleotides long. Its product is annotated as mitogen-activated protein kinase 8A. Bases 718 to 2001 code for a protein of 427 amino acids. Gene Ontology annotation, biological process: protein phosphorylation. The record is from RefSeq and is a predicted model, not a curated record. Gene Ontology annotation, molecular function: MAP kinase activity; ATP binding. The transcript is spliced from 12 exons. Lineage: Eukaryota; Metazoa; Chordata; Actinopteri; Cypriniformes; Cyprinidae.
UCAGUGUUAUUAGCCUGGAAGUCUUUGCCUUUAUUAGACUCUGAUUAAAAUGAGAAAUUGUGUUUCUUAACUUGAUUAACUGGUUUGUUUGGGUGCAUGCCUGGUUAUACAAUAUAAGCAUUGAUAUUGGCCUCUAUGUCAAAACAUGUUUGGUAAUUUAUUUAUUUAUAUUUUUUUCCUUGCUUGAUUGUACACCGUUACAACCACAAAUCAAAGCAUGUCCAGAAUAAAAACUUGUCAAAAUUCUCUCUCUGUUGCUGUGGAUCCAAAAUGCAGUUUCUUCAUGCUUUCAUAUUCAGACAUAUGCAGUGCUACUUCCUCUCACCACAGUGAAUUGUGUUACUUUUAAUGUACUGCGACAUGUCAGGAAAAAAUAUCUCUGAUAUUAUGCCAUUUGCGGAAACAACAAGAAAAUGUGGAAGCAUUUUUCUGUGGAACUGGGUCAUGCUGUUAGUCCUGCUGUUUUAACUCAGGUUAAGAGCUAUUAGGAAACUGCCCUACUCUUUAGUGGCGUAUGAGUCCCCUUUUUAUGUGUGCGUGUGUUUCUAACAGCUGUAUGCUCUAGUUAUUUUCUUUUUGAUGGCAUAGAGAUAAAGCCCAGAGCCAAAAAGAGGUUCAAGACCACUCUAUGCUGUCCUUUCAGUUUAUUCUGUUGUGCCAGAAAAAAAAGGUUUGUAAAAGUCUGCCUUGUUCGGAUGCUCACACAUCGGCUUCACCAUGAACAAAAAUAAGCAAGAAAAAGAAUUCUACAGCGUAGAUGUGGGUGAUUCAACAUUCACAGUGUUGAAGCGGUAUCAGAAUCUAAGACCCAUUGGCUCGGGUGCUCAGGGAAUAGUCUGCUCAGCGUAUGACCACAACCUUGAGCGAAAUGUGGCUAUAAAGAAACUCAGCCGGCCUUUUCAGAAUCAGACUCAUGCCAAACGCGCAUACAGAGAGCUGGUGCUCAUGAAGUGUGUCAACCAUAAAAACAUAAUAUGUCUGUUAAAUGUUUUUACAUCACAAAAAUCAUUAGACGAAUUCCAAGAUGUUUACCUAGUAAUGGAGCUGAUGGAUGCCAACCUCUGCCAAGUCAUUCAGAUGGAGCUGGACCACGAGCGGCUGUCCUAUUUGCUGUACCAGAUGCUGUGCGGAAUAAAACACCUCCACUCGGCGGGGAUCAUCCACAGGGAUCUAAAACCCAGUAACAUUGUGGUAAAGUCAGACUGUACCCUGAAGAUCCUGGAUUUCGGUCUGGCCAGGACAGCAGCUACAGGUCUGCUGAUGACACCAUAUGUGGUGACACGUUACUACAGGGCCCCUGAAGUCAUCCUGGGAAUGGGAUAUCAAGCCAAUGUGGAUGUAUGGUCUGUUGGCUGUAUCAUGGCUGAAAUGGUCAGAGGUAGUGUGUUGUUUCCGGGUUCAGAUCAUAUUGAUCAGUGGAACAAAGUCAUAGAGCAGCUGGGAACACCAUCUCAGGAGUUCAUGACGAAACUCAACCAGUCUGUGCGGACCUAUGUGGAGAACAGGCCGCGGUACACUGGAUACAGCUUUGAGAAGCUCUUUCCCGAUGUCCUGUUCCCUGCUGAUUCAGAACACAACAAACUGAAAGCAAGCCAGGCGCGGGACCUGCUGUCUAAAAUGCUGGUGAUAGAUGCAUCCAAGCGAAUCUCUGUAGAGGAAGCUCUGCAGCACCCCUACAUUAACGUGUGGUACGACCCAGCUGAAGUGGAAGCGCCACCUCCUCUAAUCACAGACAAACAGCUCGAUGAGAGGGAUCACACAGUGGAGGAGUGGAAAGAGCUGAUCUAUAAAGAAGUCCUGGAUUUGGAAGAAUGGAUGAAAAACGGUGUUAUUCGAGGUCAGCCUUCCCCUCUAGGUGCAGCAGUGAUCAACGGCUCACCCCAGCCCUCCUCCUCUUCCUCCAUCAAUGAUGUCUCCUCCAUGUCCACAGAGCCCACCGUGGCCUCUGACACAGACAGCAGCCUUGAGGCCUCCGCAGGACCCCUGAGCUGCUGCAGAUGACUAUCACCUUCCCCUGGCGUUUCUCUGUGUGUGGCAUGGUAUCAGAUUUAGGCCAGUCUAAUACUUCAUUUCGGGUCGGGUGUGGCUUUUUUGAGUUCCGCUCUAGAUGCUGUAAAUGACUACACAAUUUUAUCUUUUUAGCAGCAGCCCUAAUAUUUAAAGCUACGUUUAGAGUAUUUUGUCAAGUUGUCGUAGAGUGAUUUUGGAAGGUAAUCUGUAAAGAUUGAAUUGCGAAUAUAUUUUCUCAAAUUAAUUUAUUUUGAGUAUUUUUUUCCUGGUCAAUGUAUAAUUUUCUUGGUCACUUGGGAUAUGAAAAACUUUAGAAACAAGUCCAUAUUAGUAUUCUUGAAUGGACAUAACAAUAUUGCACAAAUUAAUAUCAGCAUAGUUAUUUAAGUUCAUUUUGACAUAACUUGCCUGAGGUGGCUUUUUCUGGGUCAUAUUUUCCAUCACUGUGCGCAGCAAAUUUUAUUUAAAUUUUGUACAGUUUAAUUUAGAUAUAACUUGCAACAUCAAAAAAAUAUUUUUAUAUGUACAUUGAUUUAUUUUACCAGGCUGUUCUUUUUUCCCAUGAAUAGUUUUGCUGCUGGUUAAUUUCCUGGUUGAAUGUGAAAUGUGACGUGCUUGUGCGUAUGUCUGUGGGGUUCUCGUUUUUGUUCUAGUCCUAGUUACCUAGGAUUUCUUUUUUUUUUUUUUAUAAUUAAAAAAUAGUUUUACCUCUUAAAAAAUCUGCGUAUAGAACAAGCAUAGCGCUUCAUUAUUGUAUCAUUGCAUUUUUUUCUCUGUUUUUUCCAACCCUUAGUAAGGUUUUGUUUUGUUACAUAUGAGUCUGAAAUUUCCUGAGCUGGUAGAACAAAUGUUAAUAAUUUACAAUUAU